CUUUUGGAAUUUCAUCUUGGAAAAGACUGGUUGAUCUCAAAGCCAUGGCUGCACCUGCAAAUGUUAUUUAUCUGUCUACUAUUCUGGGCUGUGAUGGUCCUUCCACUGUUCACAAAUGCGACUGGAAAUGUCAAAAUGAACAUGUCUGUGGCAACAUGUAUCGCUGCAAACUGACAGGAAUCACACACAUCUGUGACAAGAACUGUAACCAGAGAAUUCUGUAUGAUAAUCAUAAUUCGCUUUGUCGAGCAAGCGGCCAGGUGUUUCCUCUUUCUCAAGCCGAGGAACAGGUAAUCAGAGGCAUCAGGAGGAAGCUUGAUGCUGACAAUUCGCCACCUUCCGAUGGCUGUGGUUUUAAGCGGCGACGAGACACGCAGAUUCCUCCUUCUGCAGCGAAGUUGGAGAUGGCAGCAUGGAUAUGAGCUAGAUUAGAUAUUUACAUAUAUAGAUCUUAUUAUUAACCUUAAGGACUCCUUUCUCUUGUUUAACUUAUCUUUCCC
Messenger RNA from Hibiscus syriacus, 500 nucleotides. RefSeq lists its product as uncharacterized. Lineage: Eukaryota; Viridiplantae; Streptophyta; Magnoliopsida; Malvales; Malvaceae. The record is from RefSeq and is a predicted model, not a curated record. The coding region runs from base 45 to 422 and encodes 125 amino acids. The transcript has a single exon.